Molecule: messenger RNA, 1356 nt
Organism: Xenopus laevis (African clawed frog)
Lineage: Eukaryota; Metazoa; Chordata; Amphibia; Anura; Pipidae
Gene: pik3ip1.S
Product: phosphoinositide-3-kinase-interacting protein 1-like
Exons: 4
Coding region: 147-680 (177 amino acids)
Source: RefSeq, a predicted model, not a curated record
UUAGGGCUCAGCCCAAAACAUGAGGGGAGGUACAAGCACGAGAAAAACAAGCCAAGAAAAGUCAGUCAAGGAAUCGCAGCAGCAGCACCCACCAAAGAAAGAGCGAGAGCCCACAGGCAGUUACCAGGGAUCGAGCGCAAGAGACAAUGGCUGUGAGGGUGUUACCGCACCUGCUUCUUGUGCUGCUCAGUGUGGAGGUGACGGCAGGGACACCCGCUCCUGAUGUGACCGAAUUACCACAGAACCAAAUUAAGCUGACAGAAACCAUGUCACUUUACAAAGAGCCUGAAGAAACUGUACAGACACAGGAGCAGCCAGUUGUUGCACAGCCUGUAAUUAGUAUUAGUGAACGGGUGCAGGUUAAUCGCAAAGAGAAAAAGGAUCUUGGAACACUAGGUUACAUUCUGGGGAUCCUCAUGGUAGUGAUAAUCAUUGCAAUUGGCAGUGGCCUUAUUGUUGGAUAUAUAUAUAAAAGAGGCAGGGAUCUAAAGCAGCAGCAUGAUGAACAGAUAGAGGAGCGACGACAGCAGCGCAUAAAUCUACCACUCUCCGCAUUUUUGAAUCCCACAUGUGAUAUUGUUGAUGAGAAUAAUAUAGAGGUGCUGUCCAAUCAUACUCCAAACACAACACAGGAUGGUGUGGCUCCUCUAAUGGGCUGUGCAGGGACCCCUGGGGCAUGAAUAAGUAACAUCUGAACAGAUGAUGAUCGAUAAGAAGCUUGACAUAAGAUGGUACCAUCGCACAUUGCAGUUCUGUGACAUUGCUGUGCAGGAGCACAGUGUCGGGAAGUGACAUCUUUUCUCAGAUAUUUUUUUUGUGUGUACACUUUCGUGCCUGGUUUUUGUCAUUAUUAAACUAUAUGCCGUCAAGCUUUCUGCCAAUGGCUAAAGACUGCUUACGCCAGCCCUUCUUUGUUGCUCUUAGAUGGGAGCCUUGGUCUUUGCAUAGAAGAUUAUGUGGAGACAGUGGAGAAGAUCUGUUGGCGUGGUCUAUGUGUGUUUGAUGUCAUGGAAUUUGGGAACAGGAAAUGCCUAGAGAGGUGCUCUUCUGCUGUAACUAUGUUGGCAUAUAGCACAAGAUUCUUAGGAAAACUAAAUUCCAUGAACUACUACAAAUGCAUGUGUGCAGCAUCUAGCAGGUGAAAUGCCUUGAAGCAUGCCAAAUCUGUUAUGGGUCCAGUUCUGAUGACAAAGUCUCGGUGUAAGCUUGGAAGUCCCUUUCCCACGCUCAGACUUUUUUUUUUUGUGCUGCUGAAGAUAAGACUGGACAAAAUUGAAUGUACAAACUUUAUGAAAAAUUGUUUAUUUUUUUUUUACAUGAGCUUUUUGUUUCUAUAAAUAAAACAUCUUUACCGUU